AUGGGAUCCCUUGGAACCACCGCCAACGCUGCUACCACCCACUCCUUCCACGUCCUGGAUGACCCCCGCCCCCAUGACAAGUCCCUCCCCGCCUUCAUGGUCUCCAAGGCUCGUGGAUUCCUGCCCCGGGCCGACCCCAUCGUCACCCUGCCCGACGAGUUCUCCGCCCUGGAGUCCAUCCUGCAGAGGAUGCCGGUCAAGACAGCCUGUGGCGAGCCAGGGCUCCUGGCGCAGUACAAGCUCGGCGACGAGAUAGACGGGGGUCUCUUCCCCAACCUGGCCGCCGAGAUGGACGCGUAUAGGGACGACCUGCCGGUCAUGAACGCCCUGUACCGCGACUACUCGUUCCUGGCGUCGGCCUAUCUCCUCGAGCCGUGCCACCACCGCUUCAUCAAGGGGGAGCCGUACGGUCUGGGACGUCAGGUGCUGCCUGCUUACCCAAAGAAGGGAAUGGAGUACUCCAACCUCCGUCUGAUACGGGCUUUUGAGAACGGUCUAGACCCCACCUCGUCCGAGGCCGGCUUCGUCCUCGUGCACGUCGACAUGGUCAAGAACUCUGGCGCCCUGGUAUCCGGGGUGAUGCAGUGUCUCGACGCUGCCGCCGCCGCCGCCGAUGCAGGCAACGACGCGGAGAGAGAUACGGGGGCAACGACAGGCCGCCGGACCCGGCUCAAUGCCGGGUUAGAGUCGGUCCUGGCGGCCCUCAGGAAGAUCAAUGCCGUCAUGGAGACUAUGUGGGGCAAGUCCAGCCCGAUGGCCUACACCAGCUUCCGCACCUUCAUCUUCGGCAUCACGUCGCAGUCCAUGUUCCCCGACGGCGUGGUGUACGAGGGGCUCAACGACGGGAAGCCCCUGUCGUUCCGGGGCGAGAGCGGCGCCAACGAUUCCAUGGUGCCCCUCAUGGACAACCUCCUCCAGGUGCCGAUGCCCGACACCCCGCUGACCGAGAUCCUCCGGGACUUCCGCGAGUACCGCCCCAGCAACCACAAGGGCUUCCUCCUCUUCGUCAGGGAGAGAUCCCUGGAGCUGAAGCUGCGCGAGUACGCGCUCGGCCUGGACGGUGAUGGCGCCGACGAUGGCGACGGCGACGACGACGACGGCACGAGGGACCUGCUCCGCGCCUCUCGUAGCCUGUGGAUCCAGGUCCUGGACCAGGUCCGCGACUUCCGCUGGCGCCACUGGUGCUUCGCGCGCGAGUACAUCCUCAAGCGCACCUCUCACCCCACCGCCACCGGCGGCAGCCCCAUCGUCACAUGGCUACCCAACCAGCUCCGGGCCGUGCUGGACGACAUGGCCGACGUGCACGCCCGGUCCAAGGCGCGGCACCCCGAGGGCCUGGGCCCCACGGCCGAGCGCGUCAUGGAGAUCGCCAUCCGUCAGCGUGAUAGCCUCCGCAAGGAGGUGGACAAGUACUGCGCCGAAAGGGGGGUGAACCGUAGCUGA
This is a messenger RNA of Geosmithia morbida, 1443 nucleotides long. RefSeq names its product indoleamine 2,3-dioxygenase. NCBI's taxonomy places the organism in Eukaryota, Fungi, Ascomycota, Sordariomycetes, Hypocreales, Bionectriaceae. The transcript has 2 exons. The record is from RefSeq and is a predicted model, not a curated record. Gene Ontology annotation, molecular function: heme binding; metal ion binding. The coding region runs from base 1 to 1443 and encodes 480 amino acids.